UGCAAUUUUAUUUUGGAUUUAUUAUUGUGGGAAAUACCUGUUUUUGUAAAAUCAUCCGAUAUGCAUAUAAUCAAUCAGUGUUAAGGCGACGUGGCAUGAAUUUAUAAUAGGGAAUCUAUCUAUUGCCUUAUCAGUGAGGAGUCACAUUUUAAACCAAGUGCAAACAACUCCAACCGCGUAAUAAUGGGUCUUAGAUACCGGAUCGCCCUCUGUUUGGUCUUCGCAUGCGCACAAGUAGAAGCAACAACUACAACUGUCCCACCGAAUGCAACAACAACUGAAUCGCAUGCGACCGAGCCUGACAUCAUUAUUGGUAACCCGUCCGAUCUUUUUAACACAGCAGUGUUUAAGUGCGGGGAUUUCAUAUACGGAUCUGAUGUAAACUCAAUAUUUCCACCAUCAGAUAGCAUAGUUCAUAUGCUAGGAGUCAAUACAACCUCGGCAAAGGCCGCCUUCGAUAAAAAUAUAGACCUGUUUUGCGAGAAGGUUGAUCCAUAUUCUCGUUGUGUCAAACAUUUUAAUGAGGUUGGAUGCACACCUGAGGAAGAGUAUGUCAGACGGUACAUCGAUAUGGACCAAUUUGGAUCAGCUUUCACUUCAUACUGUAUGAAUAAAGAGCUUAUAAAGAGUCAAGUUAUUUGCACAUUUGAGACAGUCAGAAAUGGAGAUAUUCCGUGUGAGUUUGGUGGAGUUGAAGGAUUUAUUCAGGGGCUAGUGCUUGCUGCGACACAGAGGGUCGCAAAGGACGUUUAUUGCGGUGCCAGAGAGGCGACGUUACGUUGCAGAAAAGCUCAGCUGGCAAGCUGUGACGUCACCUAUUCCGACGUUAUGUCCACAAUUUCGACGACUCUUACAGCCAAAUAUUGUAGAAAAUAGAUUGUUUGCUCACCAACUUUGAGGAAUAAAAGAUAUCUAUCUAUCUUGUGCACACCUACGUUUGAAAUUCUGAAAUACCAUUUAUAUAUCACUGAUACAUUGCUAUUGAUUCACUGGAAAUAAUGUAAAAAAAGCUGUUUACAACUGUUUUUUACAAACCUGACUACGAAUUGUUUAGAAUAAUACGUAUCAUAUUUUUGUAAUUUAUUUAAUAGAACAAUACAAUUGGUUGUAAUCAUUUCUUUAUGUCCAUUGGUGUAAAUUACCACGUUGUACAUUGUACACGAAAUGUAAGUUUGAUGAGAUAAAUAAAACUGUAGUAAUUUA
Mya arenaria is the source of this 1203-nucleotide messenger RNA. RefSeq lists its product as uncharacterized. The transcript is spliced from 2 exons. The coding region runs from base 184 to 876 and encodes 230 amino acids. Lineage: Eukaryota; Metazoa; Mollusca; Bivalvia; Myida; Myidae. The record is from RefSeq and is a predicted model, not a curated record.